Diospyros lotus (date-plum) is the source of this 1532-nucleotide messenger RNA. RefSeq lists its product as uncharacterized. Lineage: Eukaryota; Viridiplantae; Streptophyta; Magnoliopsida; Ericales; Ebenaceae. Gene Ontology annotation, cellular component: chloroplast. The transcript is spliced from 6 exons. Gene Ontology annotation, biological process: chlorophyll metabolic process. Bases 51 to 1421 code for a protein of 456 amino acids. Gene Ontology annotation, molecular function: chlorophyllase activity. The record is from RefSeq and is a predicted model, not a curated record.
GGGCUUCCCGUUAUUCCCUUCCUCGCUGGAAGUAGGCAGCGGGCGCCAUUAUGGGAGCAACCAGUACCACAUUCUCGUCAUUACCAUCUGCCACAUCUGCUGCUAGGUAUGCUAAUCAAUCAGUUAACCAUAAAGCCGGCAUCUUGUCUCCUUCACUGCCGUCAAUGGUACGAGGUCUUGGGCCUCUGCCGAUCGGCGAGCCUCACGGAUUCACAGGUAGUUUCUUAAAUUACAAUCGUCAUCCACUGAACGGUAUUGCUGCUGGUCAUUGUUUCCGCAAGCGGAAGAAUCCCGUAAUUUCCAUUAUCUCUGAAAUGAAUGUCACGAAUAAUGAUGAUGAAGCCUCAUCCGUGACCGCUUACGCAACUUUCUUCUCCGAUUCUGCCGUACCGAGCAUUGGCAGAGAUACUCAGAGGAGCACUGGCAACCACAGUAGCUUGGAGUUGUCUUUGGAAGUUAGAGAGAUAGAAGAAAGGUGCAAUAAAUGGCAAUGGAGGGGCCACGACAUUAAUUACUUAGUUCAUCAUGGUAGAGGGGUCGAAGACGCGAACAAUCCUUCAAAUUCAGAUUCUAAUAUUCGGCCGCCUCUCCUCCUUGUUCACGGGUUUGGUGCUUCUGUUGCUCAUUGGCGCAGGAAUAUUUUGACACUGGCUCAAAAUCACACUGUUUAUGUAAUUGACCUUCUUGGUUUUGGUGCUUCUGAUAAACCAGCAGAUUUUCCAUAUAGCACAGAAUCAUGGGCUCAGUUAAUAUUGGAUUUCUUGAAUGAAAUUGUUCAAAGGCCAACUGUACUGAUAGGGAAUUCUGUCGGAAGUCUUGCUUGUGUUAUUGCUGCUUCAGAACCUACUCAGUCCUUGGUUCGAGGGCUUGUUCUUUUAAAUUGUGCUGGUGGCAUGAACAAUAAGGCAAUUGUUGAUGAUUGGAGGAUCAGGCUGUUGUUACCACUCCUUUGGUUUUUUGACUUCUUAUUGAAUCAAAGGAGGAUUGCUUCAUUCAUCUUUGAACGUGUGACACAGCGAGAUAAUUUGAGGAACAUCUUACUCUCUGUUUAUGGAAAUAAGGAGUCUGUGGAUGAAGAUCUGGUACAGAAAUUGCAGAUCAUUAAGCAACCAACACAUGAUCAAGGAGCUCUUGACGCUUUUGUUUCCAUUGUGACGGGGCCACCAGGGCCGAAUCCUGUGCAGUUGAUGCCAAGGAUCACCUUACCUGUACUAGUUUUAUGGGGUGAUCAAGACCCUUUCACCCCUUUGGAUGGUCCUGUAGGUAGAUACUUCUCGUCCUUGCCAGCUCAACUACCAAAUGUAAGUCUGUUUGUUCUGGAAGGCGUAGGACAUUGCCCUCAUGAUGACAGACCAGACUUGGUACAUGGAAAACUGAUUCCGUGGCUGGAUCUUCUCCCCGCUUCCAAGACAUUGUCAUGAUUUGAGCGUCCAUUUGUUAACUCGACGUGACUGAUAUUUCCAGUGGACGUAUAACGAAUGCCCCAGUGAUUAUAUGACAUAACAAAUGGAUAACUAUGUUCUAAAUCUUUC